This is a messenger RNA of Diversispora eburnea, 1011 nucleotides long. NCBI's taxonomy places the organism in Eukaryota, Fungi, Glomeromycota, Glomeromycetes, Diversisporales, Diversisporaceae. The record is from the annotation of a GenBank genome assembly.
AUGCAAUUAGAUUAUCUAUAUAAUAUACUUAGUAAUACUGAAUUACAAAAUCUAACAAUAUUAUUGAAUUCUAAUCAAGGAAAUUUAACAUUAUUUGCUCCACCCAAUAAUGUCAGUUCUUAUAAUAAUACUCAAUUAAAUAACAUGUUGAGAUAUAAUACUGUUAAUGGUUCUUUAGCAUCUAAUACUAUUUCAGAGAAAAAACAAUUUUCGCAAACUUUAUUAAAUAGUCCGGAUUUGGUUCAAUUACCUUUAGGAGCAAGUCAAGUUAUAGUGAUAAAUAAAACGGAUAACACGAUAUUUUUGAAUACUGGAAUAGUUGGAGUGAAAGUAAAUCAAUCUGAUAUUAUAUUUAUUUUACCACCCGAGGAUUUUAAUUCUACCAUGAAUAAUUAUGGUUUAAAUUCUUCAUAUAACGCAUUCAAUACUGUAAACCUUAUUUCUACAAUAGAAAGUAUUGUUGGAAUUACAAUUUUGGUUGCUAAUAAUGAAGCAUUUGAAUCCGAUACUGAUUAUAUUAAUUAUAAUUCUUCUUAUCAAUCAUCUAUUUGUUCUUUACACAUAAUUCCCGAAUUAAUUUAUUCCACUAACUUUAAGACAAUAACUAAAUAUAACACUCUUAAUGAAGGAAAAGUAGAAGUUACUGUUUCAUCAACAGAUGGUGAAAUAGAUAUUGGAGGUGCAAAAAUAAUAUAUCCUGAUAUUUUAAUUAAAAAUGGAGUUAUUCAUGUAAUAGAUCGAAUAAUAAAAAGAAAUUCAUCAACAACACCUACAACUACUAAAUCAACCUCAAGUGCUUCUGAUCUACCAUCUGCAGCACCUGCUAAUUUUUCUGAUUCCAAUUCCUUAGAUAAAAAAUCAAAAAUUGGAAUAGGAUUAGGAGUUGGUUGUUUUGUAAUUGUAGCGGGUGCUUUUUUGAUAUUAUUACUUAAAUGGUAUCGAGCAAAACAUGCGAGAAAUAAAAAAACGGGGACAAGGGAGGCAAGUACAGCGGAGACAACGGAUGCUUGA